This is a messenger RNA of Arabis nemorensis, 948 nucleotides long. The record is from the annotation of a GenBank genome assembly. NCBI's taxonomy places the organism in Eukaryota, Viridiplantae, Streptophyta, Magnoliopsida, Brassicales, Brassicaceae.
AUGGCAAGUGAAUCAGAAAACAUCAAGUACGAAGAGAGUUUUAUAAAGAAUACUCGAGGGAUGAAACUGUUCACGUGUAGAUGGGUACCAGCAAAUCAAGAACCAACGGCUUUAGUCUUCAUUUGUCAUGGAUAUGCAAUGGAAUGUAGCAUCACCAUGAACAGUACGGCGAGGAGGCUUGUGAAGGCAGGAUUUGGUGUGUAUGGAAUUGAUUAUGAAGGACAUGGCAAAUCUGAUGGGCUUAGUGCUUAUGUUCGAAAUUUUGACCAUCUCGUUGAUGACGUCUCUACUCAUUACACAACUAUUUGUGAGAGAGAAGAGAAUAAAGAGAAGAUGAGGUAUUUGUUAGGAGAAUCAAUGGGAGGAGCAGUUCUUUUGAUGUUACACAGAAARAARCCUGAGUUUUGGGAUGGGGCMGUCUUGGUUGCUCCAAUGUGUAAGAUCGCUGAAGAAAUGAAACCAAACCCUUUGCUUAUUUCGAUAUUUUCAAAAGUUGUCGAAGUUAUACCCACUUGGAAAAUUAUCCCUGGCCAAGAUAUUAUUGAAACUGCUUUUAAGCAACCCGAGAUCAGGAAACAGGUUAGAGAAAACCCUUACUGCUACAAAGGACGUCCACGUUUGAAGACUGGUUAUGAGCUCUUGAUGAUUAGCACCGAUCUGGAGAAGAGACUUAAUGAGGUUUCAUUACCAUUCAUUGUUUUGCACGGGGAAGACUAUAAACUGACAGACAAAGCGGUGAGUCGACAACUGUACGAGGAAGCAUCGAGUUCGGACAAGACUUUUAAGCUUUAUCCAGGGAUGUGGCAUGGAUUAAUCUAUGGAGAGACACCAGAGAACAUUGAGAUUGUUUUUUCUGACAUCAUUGGUUGGUUGGUUAAGAGAUCUUCUGGUGGAAAUGAAAGCUUUGAGUCCGAGCUUAAACGUAAAAAUGAUGGAUUAAAAGGCUAG